Messenger RNA from Bicyclus anynana (squinting bush brown), 7091 nucleotides. Its product is annotated as beta-1,4-galactosyltransferase 1. The record is from RefSeq and is a predicted model, not a curated record. Gene Ontology annotation, biological process: carbohydrate metabolic process; glycosphingolipid biosynthetic process. Lineage: Eukaryota; Metazoa; Arthropoda; Insecta; Lepidoptera; Nymphalidae. Gene Ontology annotation, molecular function: N-acetyl-beta-glucosaminyl-derivative 4-beta-N-acetylgalactosaminyltransferase activity. The transcript has 4 exons. Bases 173 to 1123 code for a protein of 316 amino acids.
GUGACAGUUCGUCAAACAAAAUUCAAAUUUUUAAAUUGGUGAGUUUAUUUCUGGGUUUUCUUUUAAAUUCAUUUAUAUUAAUAUUAUUUUUGAGGUGGAAUAAUUAUUUGAAACUCUUAUAUUAUUGUUUAUAAAGUGUAUUUUGCAAAUAACUAUUGUGGCAUGCGGAACUAUGUAUGCGGUAAAAAGAAAAGUUCUGUAUUGCGGUGUGGUCAUAGUGAUAUUGAUCAUACUACUGCAUCCAGAUAGAAAUGGAACACGAAAUUACUAUUAUAUCUCGAAAGAAAAUAUAUUAAAUUGUUUACGUCCAGAAAUAGCCAAUAAUUUAUCGAGUACAGCAUUAGCUGACUGUGACUAUUAUGAUAUUAUACACGAUGACACCACAUUACCUCUUAGCAUUGCUGAAGGCGAUUUAGUUGAGAACCACAGGAUAAAGGAGGGUGGGGAAUAUGCCCCUGUCGAGUGCAGGCCCAAAUUUAGUACAGCUAUCAUUGUUCCAUAUAGGGACAGAGCUGAGCAAUUGCGAGGAUUCCUAGUAUACAUGCAUUUGUUCCUGCGGCAACAACACAUCCACUAUAGGAUAUAUGUUGUCGAACAAGUUGAUUCACGUCCAUUCAAUAGGGCCAAGUUGAUCAACAUUGGUGCUCGUGCUGCUAUGCAGGCAGGGUACCCAUGCUUAGUACUUCAUGAUGUUGAUCUGUUGCCGUUAAAGCUAGCAAAUAUAUAUGCAUGUACAGAACUGCCACGGCAUAUGUCGUGUAGCAUCAACAAAUUUAGAUUUGUACUACCAUAUCUCAACAAAUUUGACGGUGUUGUAUCCAUAUCGUCGAAGCAGUAUAAAACCGUGAAUGGAAUGAGCAAUCAGUACUUUGGUUGGAGUGGUGAAGAUGACGACUUUUAUAAACGCCUUGAAGCACAUAGUAUAGAACUCUCUCGUUUUGAACCCUCCACUAGUCAAUAUCACAUGGUAGCAUAUGAAGGGCAACUUAAACGGCCAGAAAAAAGUGAAUCGUUAGCCAAUGCAAAGGAAAGGAUGACAAGUGAUGGCCUUAACUCUUUGAAGUAUACAGAAGUAGCGACUGUUCUCCAUCCACUUUUUACUCAUAUCAUGGUAGAUUUGUAGUGUAUUACAUUGUUGAACGUACCUAAUGGAAGGUAUGUUAUUUUACCAAUAUAUCAUAUCACAGGUCCAUUUUAAUAUUCAUAAGUAAAUGAAAUUUUUAAAAUACAAUUCUGUAAUAUGGGAACUGAAUUAAAAUAUUGCAUUAUAUACAUUGACUUCAGUACAGUUGUACCAAUAAAUUGCUUAUAAAUAGUUAGGGCCAGUAUACCAGUGAAGAUGUUUUCUAUUAUGUAUUAUGGUCCAAUAAGAGAAAUAGACAAAAUAUCCACCAAUAGCAGUGGAGUACUAGUCCCAUCUCUUUCAUCAAUCUACUAGCACCUAGUCAUCCGACUCGCGUAUUUGUGUAGAUAAUAAAUAACGUUUUCCUUAUGGUUUUUUUUAACAUGGUCAUGAUAUUAAGUAUACCAUUAUAAAAUCCUCAUAUUGCGCCCCAUAACUUGAUACCCAUAUUGCAGUAUUAAAAAAGAAUCUCUUCUCAGUCUACAGCAUCUCACAGUAGAUAUAUUGGUUUUUUUAACGUCACCUAUCUAAGAAGACUUGGGUUCAAAAUGAAUUUUACGACCUAUGUUUGGAAGAUAAGAAGUAAGAUGGAAACUAACAUAAUUAAGUUUUAUUUUGGAAACUUUGGAACACUUCCAUUCUCUUGCGUUACGCUCAAAUCUUUAGAUUUUCGAAAUAUAAACCAUUUAGCUAUUAACUAACCCACCUUAUCCUUAUCUGAUGUGAGUAUUUCAGAAGAUAGUUUAAUAGUCUAGCGAGUUCGUUGAUGACACUCCCAUGAUAUGCGGGCGAUGGGGGGAAAGACUGCGCGGUUGUGAAAUCGUGCUUGCGGGGAUGUCAGGUGGUCAGUCGUGGGUUUUUCAUUCAUCACUACACGCCCGCGCGGACCAUCGCGGCGUGUUGCGAACGAAGUUGCCAAGCUAUAGGCACCAAUAUUAAGGGAUCGUAGGGCUCGGGUAGAGAUACUCAACAACAUGCAAAGUUCCAACUCCUUAAAUUCAUUUACUGUGCUCGAGUAAAUCCUGCCUGCUGCGAUUAUUAGAUUAAUUUUAGAGAAUUGUUUUAUUGACUAAAUAUGUAUUUAAUUAUUAUGUAAGUUUUAACAAACUUAAUGGCUGUUCAAGAAGGCUUUAUCUUACAAAACUAUUUAUUAAUUAGUUACAUAAGAUUAAAUGAAAAUAACUAAGUUUUUUUUUAGAUAAAAGGCAUUUAGACUAGGCUUAUAUCACAAUUUCAUUGUAAAAUAUAAUUUAUUAAUAUACAUACUUAAUAAAAAUACUCAAGUAAAUUGGCUGAUCUUAAAUUUGUUGUUUCCUACAGUGUGAUCUCCUUUGGCAAUAAAUGUUAAUGUACUACUUAACUAAAAUUAUAGAUAUAAAAUAUCCAGUUAUACAACAAUUGAUGUUGACUACUAUAGCCUUUCUUGAUGAGUACUGUUUAAACAACCAACAAAGAAAUUCGAAAUGAAGGUAGAAAACACAUGUCAUUUCAUAACUUAUUUAUUUUAAAUUAUGUAUGGUUUUUUUUUUCAUAAAAUGUUAUAUAAAAUACAUUAAAGGAGAUCAUUCAUUUUGGGCCCUUUUUGAAAGUGCCGGCCAACGAAAAAAAAUAGCACGAAUCGUUAGAACUAGUCAUUUGGAGUAAUAGUUAAUAUGGCAUGAAAGUUGUAGGAGGGCUCUGAACCAAGUUAUACAGGUUCGACGAUUCGUUAUUUCCAUACAUUUUGUCAAUUUUCAAAAGUGCCCGAAAAGAAAAAAAACUGGUACGUAUCGUUAGAACUGUCCAUUUGGAGCAAUAGUUACUAUGGUUCAAAUGUUGUAGGACUGCACUGAACCAAGUUAUACAGGUUCGAUGAUUCGUCACUUCUAUACAUUUUACUGAGUUUUGUAAGUGCCUGCAAACAAAAUAAAUCAUACGUAUCGUUAUAACUAGCCAUUUGCAGCAAUCUUUACUAUGGCAUAAACAUUGUAGUAUAGCUUUGUGUCGAGUUAUACAGUUUCGAUGAUUCGUCCAAUCCAUUUAUUUUAUUGAUUUUUUAAAGUACUUUUUAACAAAAAUAUGCUACUUAUGGUUAAAACUGCCCAUUUGGAGUAAUAGUUAGUAUGGCACAAAUGUUGCAAGAUUGUUCUGAACCAAGUUAUACAGGUUCGAUGUCUCGUCAUUUCAAUGUAUUUGAUGGAGUUUUGUAAGUUACAAAGUAAAUGCUAUUUAUCGUUAUAACUAGCCAUUUUCAGUAAUAGUUACUAUGGCAUAAACGUUGUAGUAUAGAUCCGAAUCAAGUUAUACUGUUUAGAUGAUUCUUCACAUCCAAAUAUUUUACUGAUUUUUUAAAGUACCGUUCACCUAAAAUAUCAACCUAACGUUAAAACUAGUCAUUAGGAGCAAUAGUUAGUAACACGUUGCACACGCUUCAAAAAAAAAUUCUAGUACUGAAACAAGUUAUAUAACUUUCAUCCAUUGAUUUCCAAAAAAGUUGGAAAACAUAAAAGCAAUAAUAUAAAAUAUAGAAAUAAUGAUUCUAAGCAUUUGCACAAAUUCAACAUUAUGGUGCAAAUGUAACUAAAAAUUGUUUUAUUGUGCAGUGAGUAAUGGUAAUUUCGGUUUACAAGCUUGAAUAACAUAUAAACACACAAAUACACGCACAACGGCGAAUCACAUGGCCAAGUGCAGAAACGGUCCAGAAGGAAGAACAUAACAAAUAAUGAUGACACAACUCUUACACCAUGAUGACAUUUAUUUCAUAUUAUUAUUUAAGUAUUCAUCAUUAUUACCUAUUUAUUGUUCCCCAUUACAUUCAGAUAUCAACAAAAACAUAAGUGACGAAUCAUCGAACGCAAAUAACUUGGAUCAGAGCAAUCAUACAAUGUUUCUGUCAUACCUACCAACUAACUAUAUUGCUUAAAUCGAUAAAAUGCAUAGAAAUUAAGAAUCAUUGAACUUGUAUAACAUGGCUCAGACCAGGCCUACAACGGUUGUUAUACUAUACUAACUAUUACUCCCCGUUCCUAUUACAGCCAGUUCUAAUGAUACGUACCAUUUUAAUGGUUGGCACUUAAAAAUCAAGAAAAUGUAUGGAUAUUACAAAUAGUCACACCUGUAUAACUUAGAGCAGAGCAUUUAUACAACGUGUCUGCCAUACUAACUAACAAAGUAUGUCUAAAUGAUCAGUUAAAAUGAUACCUGUAAGAAUUUUAUUGGCAGGCACAUUUUAAAAUUAAUAAAAUGUAUGGAGAUGACAUGCCAUUUAACCUGUAUAAGUUGGUUUAGAGCAACCCUACAACAUUCGUGUUAUACUAACUAUUGCCACAAAUGACCAGUUAAAACGAUACGUAUCAUUAAUAUUGUCGGUGGGCACUUACAAAACUCAAUAAAAUUCAUAUAAGUGACGAGAUAUCGAACCUUUACCUUUAACUUGGUUCAGACCUAACCUACAGCAUUUGUGACAUACUAAGUAUUACUCCAAAUGGGCAGUUCUGACGAUAAGUGCAGUGAUAAGUGCAUAUUUUUGUAAAACGGCACUUUGAAAAUCAAUAAAACAUAUGGAUUUGACGAAUCAUCGAAACUGCAUAACUGGACACAGAGCUAUACUAAAAUGUUAAUGCCAUAGUAACUAUUGCUGCAAAUGCUAGAUACAACGAUACGUAUUAUUUAUAUUGUAGGUGGUCACUUACAAAACUCAAAAAAUAUGUAUAGAAGUGACGAGUCAUUGAACCUGUAUAACUUAAUUCAGAGCAAUCUUACAACAUUUGUGCCGUACUAACUAUUGUUCUAAAUGGGCAGUUCUAACGAUACGUAUCAGUUUUUUUUUUCUUAGCGGGCACUUUUGAAAAUUGACAAAAUGUAUGGAAAUAACGAAUCGUCGAACCUGUAUAACUUGGUUCAGAGCCACCUGACAACUUUUAUGCCAUACUAACUAUUGCUCCAAAUAGCUAAUUCUAACGAGUCGUGUCAUUUUUUUUUGUUGGCCGGCACUUUCAAAAAGAGCCCAAAAAUGUAUGGAGCGUGAAUGAUCUCCUUUAUCUAGUUGUUCUAAGCUUAUUAAUCAAACUUAUAUUCAUAAAUUCUGGAACAAGUAAAUUAUAUUUAUUAUUAGGUGACUAAAUUUAUUUGUUGGUAAACAGUACUGAUCAAUAAAAGCUGUAGUAUAUUGAAUAUACAUUAUUGUUUUUUAUGAGACAUUGAGCUAAAUAAGUUCAAUAUUAACUAAUGUGGCACAGCUGAUAAUAUGGCCUAAAAUCCCUGUAGCUCCGAAAGUAAUGAUCACAGAUACGAUAUUAUUUGUACAAAAUUACUAUAUAUAUAAUAUAUAAUUUAUAUAAAAAAUCUUAUCAUCAAUAAGGUUGAUUUUUGCUGUCUGCUGCAAUUAGAUAGCUUAAUAAUACCUAGGUAUACCAAAGGCCGUGGAAUUAAAUAGUCAUUAGUAUAGAAUAUUUAGGACAAAACAGUUAAUUACGAUUAGUAUAGGUAGGCACAUAAUAUAGAUACAUUUUGUCAAUAAAAGACAACAUAUCCUAACUUAUUUGGAAUCAUAAAAAAAUAGUAAAUAAAUUCUAUAAUUAUUAAUAUUCAUUUGGACUGUAUUUAAUUUUGUGGUAAGUAACCAUCAUCAUAUUUAUGUAACUACUACAGCUCUACUCAAUAUGUACCUACUGUUUACAAACAGACAAAUUAAAAAAUAUUUUAUUUUAAGACUUUUCAUUUUUAAUGUUCAUACUCAUGCUAAUUUACAGCUUUCUAGUAGUAGUUUGCGCUAAACCGUGGACAGACGGACAUGGCGAAACUUUACGGGUUUUUGUGGACUAAGGAACCCUAAAAAUGAGGGUUUGAAUCGCUAGUCAUCUUCAUCAUCAUCAUCAUCAUAUCAGCCGAUGGACGUCCACUGCAGGACAUAGGCCUUUUGUAGGGACUUCCAAACAUCACGAUACUGAGCCGCCUGCAUCCAGCGAAUCCUGCGACUCGCUUGAUGUCGUCAGUCCACUUGAUCUUAAAUUAAUGAAAAUAAUUUGUAAUUUGUUUGUUGGUAAACAGUACACAUAGAUGUAGAAAUAUCUUCAUAACUAGAUAUAGAAAUAUCUAAGUACAUAAAUAUGAUGAAGGUGUUCAUUUGAACAUUACCUACAAACCUAAUAAAUAUAAGUACAUAUGUAUGUAUAUAUGAGAGACCGGAGUUUGUUCCUUUUCUUUGAGACACCUUACCUUCAUCUAAACUCCAUCCUUCGCCACUGAUACCUUCGCCAAUGCUUGCUUCUUGCUUCUCAAAGAUAAGGUUCAAAUGGACACCACAUUCACAUCAUAUUUGUGUAACUUCUUACUGCUAUGAAACCAAAUUCACAGUUUAACAAUAGUGUUAUUUAUUAUUUAAUUAAUAUUUUAAGAGGUUUAGAAAAUAAAGCUAUUAUUGCAUAAGAUAGAUAAUAAAUAAGUAAUAUUGUUUUUACUUUAGGGCACGGAUUCUUAACCUUAUGCAAAGGGAAGGGAAGGGAACCUUUGAGAAUAUUUGUAUUUCCUGAUCUCCAAAAUUAUUUUUUAAUUCUAAGUACUUGUUAGUACUAACAUUUGACUUUGACGUCAACAAAUAAAAUCCUUAUAACAGUAAGUACCUAUGUGUACAUAACAUCAAAAAGUUGAUAACAGUAUAUUUAUUGAUUAUGAAACCAGACUAGUUUCGAAACCAUACGGGGCCCCUAGUCAUGAGCUGGUUCUUGCAACGCACGAUCCAAACUUCUUCCAAAAUAUUCUAAAACAAUAUAUUCGUAAAGAUGCUUUUAUGUAAGAAUUUGCGAAGUCAAAUGUUGAAUUUUAAUGUAUCAUAAGUUCUAUAAUCCAUAAAAUUUGGCACCUAUUUAGAUACUCUUCCCGUUUCUGUGGGAAUAGCCUAUGUUCAUCAGUGAUGAUGUAGGAUUCUAAAGAUUUUUUCAAAUCAGUUCAAUAGUUUCAGAACUUAUUCAAUAUCAAUAAAAACAAACAU